ACUACCGUAUCAUUAAAUAUCAAAGCUAUCCUACUAACUCCUCAAGGACUCGACGCCAUCGCACAUCUACAGCACAAUGCUUUCAAACUCAAUGCUCGCAGCCUCUCUCGUGUAUUUUAUUGCCUUUUAUGCUCAACCAAUUCUUGGUUUAACCGUCACCAGCCCUGCUGGAGGGGAUUUGUGGAACCCAUCGUCACCAUUGAAGGUCCAAUGGUCUUCCGUUUCAACUGACCCAUCGACCUUUGAUGUAAAGAUUAGCAACCAGGAUGCCAAUACGUUCCCCACUGGAUUUUCGCAAGAUCUUAAAAAGGGUGUUUCUGCCUCCGAUGGAUCCCUCAGUAUUAGUGACAUCACAGGUCUCAAAGACGGUCCGGGCUACACCGUGAACUUGAUUUCAGGCAGCAACGGCGCUAUUUUGGCUCAGUCUCAACCCUUCAAUGUGUCCACCAGUGGUACAUCUCAGGGCUCUUCUGCUGCUAACAGCAGUGAUUCAUCUGUUAAAGGCUCAUCUAACGCCACUACCUCGAACGCUACCACCUUAGGUUCCGUCAGUUCGACCACGGCGUCAAACGUAUCCGAACAUGUGAAUGCCACUGGCACCACUUCCAGUUCUCAAAACCACUCCUCUACUGAUUCUUCCAGCAAGCCUACCAGUGAUGGUAACAUGCUUCACCCCGGCCAUAUGAUGGGCUUGGUACUACUCGUUUCCAUCACCAUGAUUAUUUAAGCAAGUUCAACUCAAAGAUGCAUAGGAUGAAUUUCCAAAGAAAUUGAUCGAGUUCUCCUUCAGCCUUUGUGCACAUCUGCUCACAAAUCCCCACAGUCUUCAAAUGCUACUCGACUGUUUUUAAACUUGAGCAACGUCCUGUUGCGUUAUUGCUGUUUUUUUUCUAUUUUUACGAUGUUGCAUUUCCCUGUUCUAUCAUCUUAUAUAUUUCAUGACACGCGGAAUGCAUGAUGGUUUGACGAGUAUCACCUGU
Messenger RNA from Melampsora larici-populina 98AG31, 980 nucleotides. RefSeq lists its product as uncharacterized. The record is from RefSeq and is a predicted model, not a curated record. The coding region runs from base 77 to 727 and encodes 216 amino acids. Lineage: Eukaryota; Fungi; Basidiomycota; Pucciniomycetes; Pucciniales; Melampsoraceae. The transcript is spliced from 4 exons.